Molecule: messenger RNA, 1053 nt
Organism: Colletotrichum lupini
Lineage: Eukaryota; Fungi; Ascomycota; Sordariomycetes; Glomerellales; Glomerellaceae
Exons: 2
Coding region: 1-1053 (350 amino acids)
Source: RefSeq, a predicted model, not a curated record
AUGGUGUCCGAAAUCCACGUUAUUUCCAAGCGCGACCUCUCCAAACAUGAGACCGUUGCAGUUGAUCUGCCGUUGCCGCAGCUAGGCGUCUCUUCUAUCCGCGUCCGCACAUCCCUCAUCGGGAUCACGAGCAACAACCUCUCGUAUGCGAAGCUGGGUGACAUGCUGCAAUGGUGGAACACUUGGCCCGUACCUUUGGAUGCACCGGCACCGUACAACGACCGGGCCGAGUGGGGCAUCGUCCCGGCGUGGGGCUUUGCGCGGGUGCUCGAGUCCAACAUCGAGGCUAUCCCGGCCAAGAGCCUCCUUUAUGGGUACUGGCCCACUUCUUCUUAUCCGGUCGACUUGUCCCUCGUUCCGAGCGAACCAGAGGGUUAUUUCCGCGAGGUCAGCGAACACAGGCAGGGACUUGGGAACAUUUACAAUCGCUACAAUCUUGUCGACGAGUCUGCUCAGUCGGAAGAGUACCAGGCAUGGUUUGCCAACGUCUCUCCUAUCUGGAACUGCGGUUAUGUCAUGAAUCGCUUCACUUUCGCUACGGAAUUCAAGCCGGCAGCGUUUGAGAUCAAGACGGUCAACUACUCCGAGCUCGCCGCAAAAGACACGAUUGACUGGAUUGCCAAACUGCAACCCAAACGCGUGGUUGUAGCUGACUUUGGUGGCCGCCCGAAGGAGACAGAGGAGUUCCGCGAGGCCAUCAAAUCAACGCUCCCAGAAUCAACUGUGUUCACCAACAUCCAAGUCGGAGGAGAGCCAAAAAUCAUGGCACCAGAGGAGGCCCUCAAGUCGAUGGCGAUAUUCAAGAAGUGGGGACUUGUUCAGCUCAACACGACUGGUAUUGUUGACGCUGGGAUUACUGUAGAGGGUGCAGGUAAAUACUUCGACGGCGCUGAAUCAACGUUCCGAAGGUUCCUCGAGGAGGAGAGCGUAGCAGACCUUGAGCUGAUAUGGGGAAGUGGUGUUGGAGGUACGAAUGGCAUUGAAAAAGCAUGGGAAAACAUCAUCCAGGGAACUUUGUCGCCCCAAAAGGCAUGGGUUUACAGAUUAGAGUAG